Molecule: messenger RNA, 1605 nt
Organism: Paramuricea clavata
Lineage: Eukaryota; Metazoa; Cnidaria; Anthozoa; Malacalcyonacea; Plexauridae
Source: the annotation of a GenBank genome assembly
AUGAGCCUAUCUCCAUCACCAAGUCCAGAAGGAACUCAAGAGGUAGGGAAUUAUCAUAAUUUUAAUACUAUAAGUCAUUCGUCAGCCAAGCUAAAGCUACCAAAAUUGAGUUUUAAGAAGUUUAAGGGAGAUUAAGGAGUGGACUACGACAUAUGGCAAUCUAAUUGUCUCAAUAUUGAUGCAAUGGCUGCCACCAGGUUUACGUAUUAUUGUAACAGAGAAGAUGCAAGAGGAUGAACGGUCUUUGGAUAAACCUAUGACAAUCUUUGGACAGGAAUUAAAGGCUAGAGAAAGAGCAAAUCUGCAGUGUUUACCUUUGUCAAAGUCCAGUUAUCAAUGAAAUAAACCGGCAACAGCUGCUAUUCUUUCUGCAGUACUGCAUGACACUACCAGUUACUGUCAAGGAAAGCACUUAUCUGCAAACUGCAAGACAGUGACCAAUAUGGCUGCACGGAAAAAUUUUCUGAAACAAAUUAGACGGUGUUUUGUAUGUUUAAGAAAAACCCAUAUUAGUAGGGAAUGCCAAUCGAACAUCAAAUGUUUUAAAUGUGGUAGAUGACAUCAUGGAAGUCUGGCCAACUAGCGAGCACCUCAUCAUCCACGUCAGCCCGCAACAGAGACUGAGAAAAGGGAUGAAACCGAAAUUGGUGGCAAGAACUUACCAGCACAACUAAACAGAGAAGGAGAUCAACAACAACAGCAAGCUACUACAAGUCAAACCAUGUAUGUUGGCACAAGAACAUCUAGUGUUUGUCAACAUAUACAAGCCCGGAAUGCAGGAAAACAGAGUAAAUGCUCGACUUAUACUGGGAGCCAACAUUCUUUCAUUACAAUCAGAAUGAAGAAUCAAUUAAAUCUUGAUGCAGAAGGGACACAAAACCUGAUGAUUAAGACAUUCAGAGGCCAAGCAGAACUACAAACAUGUGAAUUUCUGCACUUCAACAUUGAGACAGAAUCAACUUAUCCCGAUCUUUCACUUACAGCAUUUGUAGUAACCAAAAUUUGUCAACCACUCAGACACCAAACAACGCAAGUGGCAGAGGAAAUUUUCCAUCAUCUCGAAAGUCUUAAUCUUGCAGAUCUUAGUACUGGUGAAGAAGAGUUAGAAGUUGAUAUUUUGGUGGGAUCUGAUCAAUAUUGGAAUUUAAUAACUGGAGCAGUUAGACGGGGAGAUCCUGGACCUAACACAAUGGGAACAGAGGUUGGCUGGGUUGUGUCUGGUCCUGUAACAGAUCCUGUGAGUGAGGAAACCAGCUUGGUGAACACACAUGUUCUGAAGUUUGCGACACAACCACUAACCACUGAUGCGACAGAUAUGACACAAGACAGGGGCGGAUUCAGACCGUUGCAAACGUAGCACAUGCUAAGGUCAGAUUUUCCCCGAAAUAUUUUUCCAGGGUGUACUUUUUUUAAAGUUAGGGGUAAUUUCACGCCAAAUCGACUAAACUUCCUGCACAAGCAUUACAGAUUUAGUUGGUUUUUGGUACACUUUUAGAUCAUUAUAUAAUUAGAAUUUGUGUGAAUUUUCACUAGAUGACAUUAAGUAUUUCAGGAAAUAUAAGCAAAACACUGUGUGAUUGUCAAUGGCGGAUGUCGCCAUUUUGA